CAUUUCUUCUUAUCUCGGCUUCUAUCAAUCUCAAUCCAAAUCGAAACGCAUCCUGUAUUUUUGCAACCAAGAAACCACCGGAAAUCCCUAAUUCUUGUCUCAAUUAAUUCUCAGAAUCAGUUCAUAAAUGGAUCCGGCCCCUCCUUAUCUUCGAUCCACCCCCAAUUCUCAAGCGAAAUCCGCCUCUCGCCUAGCAAGAAUUGGAUACUCUGUCAUUGAAUCUGAAAAUCGGCCUCCGGUUCUAUCUUUGGAUCUCAUCUCUUCCUCUCCCAAGAAAACCCCAACGUCGCCUUCCGCUAUCUCUCUCAAAUCUUCGACCAAUUCUCUCCCUCCACCGGAAAUCUUGGUUCUUUCUCCUUCUCCACUGAGAAAAUCGAGGACCCGCCCCGCGGAUAGGCUUGAGAUGGCGGAGGAAGCUUCAGAGAUUAAUGGGUCGCGCAGGAGAUGCAAAAGCAGGUGUUCCCAGUUGGCUGUUUUGGGUUGUAACUCUCCCAGGAACAAUCGGAGGUCUAGGAGAAGAAUGGAAAUGGAAGUGAGAGAAGAGAGGGAUUCGAGCCUGGUUGAGGAGAUUGGGAAAGCAAGAAAAAGGCGACAUAGUGGCAAAUCAAAGAAGGAGAAGCUCAGUUUAGUCCCUGUGAUACCUUCAUCAAAUUUGUCUCCAAAAUUGGAUGAUUAUGAUAGAGGUAAUCUCGAUCGAAUGGGAGAGACAAUUAGUGAUUUGGUCAUGUGGAGAGAUGUGGCCAAAUCAAGCCUUUGGUUUGGAUUUGGUUGUUUGUGUUUCUUGUCUUCUUGCUUUGCCAAAGGAGUCAGCUUUAGUAUGUUUUCGGCAUUAUCCCAGGUUGGACUUCUGUUUUUGGGUGCUUCCUUCUUCUCUAACUCAUUCUGUCGAAGAGAAAAUGUUGAAAAGAGGCGUGAUUUGAGGCUGAGAGAAGAGGACUUCUUGAGAUUGGCUAGACUGAUACUUCCAGCUGUGAAUCUUGCAAUCUCAAAGAUGCAAGAGCUAUUCUCUGGAGAGCCAUCCAUGACCCUCAAAGUAGCUCCAUUGCUUCUCCUUGGAGCUGAGUAUGGCCACAAUAUUACCCUAAGGAGGCUCUAUGCAUUUGGAUUCUUUAUUAGUUUCACUCUACCAAAACUAUAUUCGUCAUACUCUGGUCAGAUAAACCAAAAGGGUGAGUACGUGAAACAGUGGCUUGUGGAAGCUUGGGGAGCUUGCUCUCACAAGAAGCUUGUGGCGGUUUCAGCAGUAACAGCCUUUUGGAAUCUGUCGAGUGUAAAAACUCGAAUUUUCGCAGCAUUCAUAUCUCUCGUGAUAAUCCGGUAUUGCCAGCAGCAUUUUGUGCCAAACUCAGCUGAGUCAGAAGAAGUGGUAGAAGAGCAGCAGCAGGACCAAAAGGCAUUAGUUGUAGCAGGAGAGCAAACACAGAAGUGGUAGUAAUUUGUUUCUUUCACUGAAUUUAAAUUUUCAACACCAUUGAAGUUUGUAUAUCAACUCCUUUGGAAACUAAAAUGAUAUAUUCAUGUUCAGUUUGUUCUUGCAUAAAUAAAAUGACUAGCAUUCU
Rubroshorea leprosula is the source of this 1559-nucleotide messenger RNA. The record is from the annotation of a GenBank genome assembly. Lineage: Eukaryota; Viridiplantae; Streptophyta; Magnoliopsida; Malvales; Dipterocarpaceae.